This is a messenger RNA of Panonychus citri (citrus red mite), 4610 nucleotides long. Its product is annotated as interaptin-like. Bases 384 to 4514 code for a protein of 1376 amino acids. NCBI's taxonomy places the organism in Eukaryota, Metazoa, Arthropoda, Arachnida, Trombidiformes, Tetranychidae. The transcript is spliced from 5 exons. The record is from RefSeq and is a predicted model, not a curated record.
CUCUUUCUCUUUCUCUUUCGUUAUCAUCCUCAUCCCAGCCCUCAUCAUCUUCAUCUUCAUCUUUCUGGUUACCCUUUGGUAAAAAAGUGUCACCUUUAAUAAGAGACUUUCCUUUUCGCGUCUCUCCCUCUUGUAGUUAAUGUCCCGUUGAUCAAUUGAUUACCACAAUUAACUAAUCACAAUCAUUAAAAUCAUUGAGAAAAAAACAACAUCACGUUGAUUGUUACAAUCAAUUUACUCCAUGAUUAGAGGUGUUAAUUGUCACCUUUUCAUUUAAAUAUUAACAUUGUUGUUGUUAUUUUUGUUUUUGUUGUAAAAAAGUCAACUUUUUAAUUUGCUGUUGUGUUAAUUGUGAUUAAUUAAUUGAUUGUAUUGGUUGGUUGAUGAAAAAAAAAAUGUUUCCAAGAAGUGGACAAUCAACUUUAACCCCGGAAGUACCAAGACGAAAACACCGGAAAGGUUUAAGUUCAUCGGGUCACAAUUUAAAUUCAGUGGGCCAACAAAAAUAUGAUCGAGAUGCACUUGCCUUCAAUCAUUAUAUUGGAUAUUUAAAACAACCAUUGAGAAGACAUUUAUCAUCGGAUAUAACAUAUCUCGUCCCAUCAAUGCCAAUCCAGUUAAAUAAAGAUGGAAACAACAAUCAACCCCAACAAUUAACUACUCGAGAGGUUAAUCAACCAAUAAAUUAUGAUCGACCUCCUUUGGCCUUAAGUCCAGAGCCAAUAUAUUCCGCUCCAAGACGACAACGAUCAUUUCGUAAACAAAGAUCACUUGAUAAUCCAGCGAACGAUAAUCAAAGUAAAUCAAUUAAUUGUUCCAAUUUGGGUCCAAAUGAAAAACCAACAAUUAAUCAAAUUGACUAUUUAUCGAUAGCAUCAUCGGUUCCCCAUUUAGCACAACAACAACAAUCACCAAGAAAUUCACUUCUAGAACAACAAUUAGUUAAACAGGAGAAAAAAUCAGAUAAUCAAUUGAAACCAAUUUCGGUUUCAACUGAAGGAUUAAUUCAACAUAUUAUAUCCCAACAAUCACAGAUUGAAAGAUUAUCAAAGCAACAAGAUUUUCUAACUCAACAAUUGUUAAUUUCACGAGAUUUGGGAUCAAGUGAAUCGAGUAGUAAACGAAAUGGACGAACACGAACUCGAUCAAGAUCAAAAUCUCAACAAUUAAGUGGUAGUUUAUCCUCAUUGGAACCAGUUAAAAGACGCUCAUCAUCAAGGGAAAAGAUUCAAGAGCAAUUACAUGCCCAACAAGCUCGAGUUCAACAACAUAUCCAACAAUUAGAAGCUCAAUUAGAAAUGAUUCGUGAUAUUAGAACUGGUUCAUCGACCAGGCCGACAUCUAGGUCACAUUCACGGGCGACCUCAGUUCGAGACGGGUCAAGUUGUCCACCGGAAGAGGAGGCAGAGGAAGAGGAGGAAAUUGAUCAUCAACACCAACAUUCAAAUCGACCCUUGUCAGCUGAUCCUAAAUGGUUAAAAUCAAGUGAUUCAACCUCACCACAACUGAAAGAUGAACAAUUAAAAUCAACAACCUUAGUAUUACCUACAAUUAAAACGACAAAAUCAGUAAAUAGUAAUAAGGGAAAAGUUAACAAUUCCGAUCGCGAAUCAGUUAUUAGUAAACCAAGAUUAAUGUUAACUAAUCCAUCGGAGGAAGGUAAAGACGAUGAUUUAGCAAUUGGAUCAGAAAAUAAUCAAGGUAAAUUGAUUGUUAAUCGACCAGUUUUAAUUGAUGAAGAUGAUGGUAUACCUUUUAUGGAUGAUGAAUUGAUUGAUGAGCCACCGGAUGAUAAUGAAUCAGAUGAAUUGGAAACUGUGUUUGAAUUUGAUUCAAAUGUUGAUGGGGAAAAAUUAGAUUAUCGGGAUGAUGAAGAGCUAAUUGAUAGGGAAGAUGAAGAUUGGGAAGAUGAUGAUGAGCUGGAUUAUUAUUCUAGAUCACCACAAGCUGAGACUGACCAAUGGUCAAGAUUAAUGGAGGAAGAUAUACUUAGAGCAAGAGAGGAGAUGGACAGACAACGAUCGUUAAUGGAAAGACAAGAAAUGGAUCUUUCUGAUCAACGGCAACAAUUAAUUGGAUUAGAAAAUGAUGAGAUGAUUAAUUUAACACCAGAACAAUUGAAUAAUCAGAAAAUUAAUCAACAACUAUUAACAAUUAAAAAAGAAACUGAAACUUUAAAUCAACCAGAUAUAAAGCAAUUGAGAUACUCACCAACCCACAGUAAACAAUUAAAUCAAACAAUCAACCAAAAUUUGAUUCCAUUAACUCAAUCAAGAUCUAGAUCAAGAUCACCAAGUCCAUUUACAGUUGAAGAGCAAACAAUUAAAUCAAUUUCUGAUGAUAACAAUUAUCGAAAUCAAAUCGAUACUAAUCGUGGAAACGUAUUCAAUUUUAACGAUAUGGAAACACAACAAUUUCAAUCACAAUUAACUUCAAACAAUCAGCCAGUCAAUUUAUUAACAAGUAAACCUCAAAGAUUAUCUCCUAAUUAUGUUAAUCAACAACAGCAACAGCGACAAUUAACUAAUAUGAUUAAUCAACAGCAAAUACCAACAUCUUCGGGAUCGUCUUUUAGUCCAGUGGUCAACAGAUCAAAUCAAAGUGGAAAUGAAAUUAAUUAUAUUGUUGGACCACCGAAGAUUAUUGAUAGACAAAUAUCAACACCAAUUAAUGGAAACAAUCAAAUUAAGUCACCGAAUAGUAAUUACAUUAAUCGACCUUCGAUUGAAGAUCAACCAUCAAACCUUUUUGUUCAGUCAUCUAUGUUGCGAUCUAAAAUGUUGGCAUCACCAAUUAAUUUAGCAAAUUCUAAGCAAUUUAAUCAACCGGCAGUUCCACCUCGACGAAAGCCCGUUACCCCACGGACUCAGUCACCGAUUCAAGUUCCGUCGAGUGUCACAUCACCUUCGUAUCGAAUUCAAACUAAUAAGAAUCGAAUGGCAGGUCAACAAGUAAUCAAUUCUUCCCCUAGGCGACCUCAAAGAUCAACAUCUCAAAUUGAUCAAAAUUUUUCGAUAAAUCAACAAUCCAAUCAACCCCAACAACAACAACAAUUAAAUCAACCACAAUUUAACCAGUCAUUUAAUUCAAUGCAAGGAUCGUCCAACAAUUUAAUUUAUCCCCAAGCUAAUCAGCCACAUCUUUUAAUGAAUCAACAAUCAAACCAACAAUUUAAUCAAUCAUCAAUUUCCUCCAAUAAUUUGACUGCAAGAUUAUCACCAAACUUGUAUUCACCAAAACCAACCCCAGUCCAGGUCCAAAAACCAAUAGCGACUACGACAACAAUUAAACCACCAACAAUAUCCCGUCCAGAGUCAAUGUUCAGGCCAAUUUCAAGCAAUCAAAUGCAAACAAAAUCAAAUGUCCCACCGAUAAUCAAGAUUGACCCAUCACGAAGCUCAUCUAAUCUCAAUUUAUCAUCACCAUCUCCAUCAACAUCCUUUAUUAAUCAAUCACGACGAUCACCAAGUCCACAGCCCCAAUCACAACAACCCCCAUCAUCAUCUUCAUCAUCUUCAUUUUUAAAACGAGCUGGAUCAUUCAUCCAACGGAAUACAACAUUUAUGAAUAAACAUCAAUCUAAAAAUUCAGAUCAAAAAAGUCAGCAAUCAACACGAUCACGAUCACGAUCACCUUUACCUGUUGCGACAACUAUGACUGCCCCAAGUAUUACAAUUUCACCACAAACACCAUCGAUAAACAAUUUAAUUGAGAAUGUAAAUCAAUCAUUUAGCGGAAAUACUUUGAAAAUUGAUUUACAAGCAAUUCGAUCAAAUCGAUCAUCUCGAGCAUCUUCACCAGCCCCACCCUCAAAAGACCCACCGCCAUUGAUGAGAAAAAUUUUCAUCAAUAAGGAUACAGUUGAAGCAGGUUCCUUUGUUGAUCAUUUUAAUCACUAUUAUGCACCACAGUCUGAACCUAAUCGACGUCCAUUAAGUCAACAAUUUACACAUUUAUCAACUGGUGAAUUAAAUAAAUUAGGACGAUCCAUAACACCGAUGAGAGAGUUCAACAAUCAAGGUAAACAAUCAACGGAUAAUCAACCACUUAAAAGAUCACCUUCAACCUUCAAUAAUAGUAAAGUGCCUAAUCAAAGUACAGCAAAUGCUUUGAUUGACGCUCCAAUUAAUUACGAGAGGCGACAAACUUUACCUGAGAUAAGCAAAGUUCUUGGGGUGGAAGAUACAACCACCGCCAAGGAAGAAUCAAUUUUAAGGAAUCUCUCUGGGAAAAAGAAACACUCACUUCCACAAAAUGAUUUAAAUGAGGUUCCAUUGAUUCCUGGAUGGGAGAGGGAAAAGGUUGCCACUUUGGCCCAUGAGGCUCGAGAGGCGAGAAUGAACCAGCCGACUGGACCGAUGGUCCAUUUGACCGCAGCCACUAAUUGGUUGAUUAAAUAUAAAUUGAUUGGAUUGAUUAUCUUCUUCAAUGCAAUAUUAAUGUACCUUUUUAUUAGGAUACUUCAACCAAUUGAUCAGUUUAACAUGAAUAAUGAUCAAUCAAAAUCAACGUAGAAGUAAAAUGAAACUUUUUUUUCAUUUCGAAAAACUUGUUAAAAUGUUUGAAUUUGUUUGAAAUAAACACAAUAAAAUCUGAACCAUAAUUUUGGA